UACUGCGCUGCCAGACUUCUGCCUCUGUCUUAGCGAAGCUUCGUCUCGCAGCUUUUGCGCUUUCUUUUCCUUUCCCUUAACUGCUGGUUAUUUUCGCCUCCGCUUUUGUAUCCUUUCUCCGCAAUCUGCAGAACUUCUCUGGGAAAUGCGUCAGUAAAUCCGCAACUCAUAAAGAGACGUCAGCUGCGCAGUACCAUUGGCUUUUAUAGUCUCCAGAGCGCUAAGAACAAUGUGCCGGGGGGCCCUGACCGGGCUGCUCCUAGUCCUGUGCCUGAGUGCACUGCUACGUGCAGCCCCUUCUGCAACAAACAAGAAGCGCAGACAGGCGCAGCAGCAGCAAGAAAUACAACCCCAAGGAACGCAGGACAACCAACAGAAAGGAUGUUAUGACAAUGGAAAGUACUAUCAAAUCAACCAGCAAUGGGAGCGCACUUACCUGGGGAACACACUGGUGUGUACCUGUUAUGGUGGAGGGAGAGGUUUCAACUGUGAAAGCAAACCAGAGUCUGAAGAGACCUGCUUUGAUAAAUACACUGGUGUUUCUUACCGGGUCGGUGAAACAUAUGAGCGUCCAAAGGAUAACAUGAUCUGGGACUGUACCUGUAUUGGAGCUGGGAGGGGGCGCAUCAGUUGUACAAUUGCAAAUCGUUGCCAUGAAGGAGGACAGUCUUAUAAAAUUGGGGACACCUGGCGUAGGCCACAUGAAACUGGGGGUUAUAUGCUGGAAUGUGUCUGCCUUGGAAAUGGUAAAGGGGAGUGGACCUGCAAACCUGUUGCUGAGAGAUGUUAUGAUAACACAGGCGGGACAUCAUAUGUAGUUGGUCAGACCUGGGAAAAGCCUUAUCAGGGCUGGAUGAUGGUGGACUGUACAUGCUUGGGAGAAGGCAGUGGACGGAUCACAUGUUCUUCCAAAAACAGGUGUAAUGACCAGGACACCAGAACUUCUUAUAGAAUUGGCGAUACUUGGAGCAAGACUGACUCCAGGGGAAAUCUGUUGCAAUGUAUCUGUACUGGCAAUGGACGAGGAGAGUGGAAAUGCGAAAGACAUUCCUCUGCACAAGCAACUGGUACUGGCUCAAACCCCAUCACAAACAUUCAAACUGCACUAUACCAGCCUGAUUCACAGCUGGAGCCCUAUGGCCACUGUGUAACUGAAAAUGGUGUCUUGUAUUCUUUGGGUAUGAGAUGGCUGAGGACACAGGGUAGCAAGCAAAUGCUCUGUACCUGCCUUGGUAAUGGAGUGAGCUGUGAAGAAACUGUUGCAACUAUAACAUUUGGUGGUAAUGCCAAUGGUGAGCCAUGUGCCAUUCCUUUUACUCAUGACGGCAGAACCUAUUAUGCAUGCACAAGUGAGGGUCGUCAGGAUGGAAAACUGUGGUGUGCAACAACCUCCAACUAUGACAGUGACAAGAAGUAUUCAUUCUGCACUGAGCAGCGUGUACUAGUACAGACGCGAGGUGGCAACUCCAAUGGAGCUCUUUGCAACUUCCCAUUCUUGUACAACAACCGCAACUACACAGACUGCACCUCUGAAGGGCGGAGGGACAGUAUGAAGUGGUGCGGAACCACUGUCAACUAUGAUGCUGACCAAAAAUUCGGAUUCUGUCCCAUGGCAGCUCAUGAGGAAAUUUGCACUACUAAUGAGGGAGUCAUGUACAGAGUUGGUGAUCAGUGGGACAAGCAGCAUGAUCAAGGCCACAUGAUGAGAUGUACUUGUGUUGGAAAUGGUCGUGGGGAAUGGACUUGUGUGGCGUAUUCGCAGCUUAAAGACCAGUGCAUUGUGGAUGGGAUAACAUAUGAUGUGAACAGUUCUUUUACCAAACGCCAUGAGGAAGGACACAUGAUGAACUGUACCUGUUAUGGGCAGGGGCGUGGCAGAUGGAAGUGCGAUGCUAUAGACCAAUGCCAGGAUACUGAAACCCGACAGUACUAUCAGAUUGGAGAGUCUUGGGAGAAGCAUUUGCAGGGAGUGCGGUACCAGUGUUACUGCUAUGGCAAAGGAAUUGGUGAAUGGCAUUGCCAGCCUCUAUCAACAUCCCCAGCUGGGACUGGACCUGUUCAGGUUAUUAUCACAGAGAGUGCCAAUUUCCCUACAUCUCACCCUAUACAGUGGAAUGUCCCACAGUCCUCACACAUAAAGAAUUACAUCCUGCGCUGGAAGCCUAAACUGAAAGCUGGCCCAUGGAAACAAGCCACCGUUCCAGGACACCUGAACUCUUAUACCAUCUCUGGCCUGAAACCUGGAGUCCUGUAUGAGGGGCAGCUGAUCAGCAUUCUGCAGUAUGGAAAUAGAGAGGUCACAACCUUUGACUUUACCACCACCACUACCAUACACCGCCACAGCCAGACAGAGACUGGAGAAACCACCCCACCUCCAUCAUUUGUGGGCACAUCUGAAUCUGUAACAGAAAUCACUGCUAGUAGUUUUCUGGUAUCCUGGGUCUCUGCAUCUGACACAGUGUCCGGCUUCCGUGUGGAAUAUGAGUUGAGUGAGGAAGGAGAUGAGAAACGCUAUCUAGAACUUCCAAACACUGCUACUUCAGUCAGUAUCCCAGACCUCCUCCCAGGCCGUAGAUACAAUGUGAAUGUUUAUCAGAUAACCGAAGAGGGUGAAAAGAGCCUCAUCUUAUCAACUACUCAGACAACUGCACCUGAUGCACCCCCCGACCAUAAUGUGGAAAAUGUUGAUGACACCUCCAUCAUGAUCAAAUGGACCAAACCUCAAGCUCCCAUAACAGGCUACAGGGUUGUAUAUAGUCCAUCCGUAGAAGGCAGCAGUACAGAGCUAAACCUCCCAAGCACUGCAACUUCAGUGACCCUGACUGAGCUGCUCCCAGGAAUCGAAUACAACAUUACAAUCUAUGCAGUGGAAGACAGUUUGGAAAGUUCUCCCAUCUUUGUUCAGCAGGGGACAACUGGAACGCCACAGAUAGUCGUAGUACCAUCUCCAAGUGACUUACAAUUAGUGGAAGUUACAGAUGUAAAAAUUAUCAUCAUGUGGACCCCCCCACAGAGUGACGUUUCUGGUUACCGAGUUGUUGUGAAACCUGCAAGUCCCGCUGGGCAUGAUGAUGUGCAGAAUCUCCCAGUGAGCAGGAACACUUACGCUGAGGUGGUUAACUUGCAGCCUGGCAGGACCUAUUCCUUUGAGGUAUAUGCAGUUAAACGUGGACAAGAGAGUGAACCCUUGGUUGGAGAAUUUGCUACCAAACUUGAUGCCCCAACAGACUUGCAGUUUACUGAUGUGACUGACUCUACAGUUGUUAUCAUCUGGAUACCACCCCAAGCCAAAAUUGGUCGUUACCUGCUGUCUGUGGGUCAAACCCGGGGAGGUCAGCCGAACCAAUUUCACAUUAACCCCUCUGUCACCAACCAUAAGCUGGAGAAUCUCUUACCAGGCACAGAGUACACCGUUUCACUGGUUGCCCUAAAAGGCAAUCAUCAAAGUGUCAGCGCUUCUGGAGUCUUUUCAACAUUGGAACCUGUGGAACCUGUGGGAUCAAUUCCACCUUACAACACUGAAGUCACAGAGACCACCAUAGUUGUAACAUGGACACCUGUGCCCAGAAUAGGGUUCAAGCUGGAUGUUCGACCCAGCCAAGGUGGGGAGGCACCUCGGGAAGUUAUAUCAGAGUCUGGAAGUAUCGUUAUCUCUGGCCUAACCCCCGGAGUUGAAUAUACAUACACCAUAUCUGUUCUUAAGGAUGGUGUUGAGCGGGACAUUCCCAUCACCAAGACUGUUGUCACACCCAUUGCUCCUCCCACCAACUUGCGUCUCCAACCAAGCAGAGAUUCUGCUACACUUACUGUUUACUGGGACAGAAGCAUUUCACCAGGAAUCACUGGGUACAGAAUUGCUACCACACCCACUACCACGCAGGCUGGCAAUUCCUUGGAAGAUGAGGUUGGUCCAAGUCAGACAUACUGGGUCUUUGAAAACCUGAGCCCUGGUGUAGAGUACAACGUCAGUGUGUAUGCAGUUAAAGGGGAUGAUGAGAGUGCACCUCUCUCCCAGAUCUUUGUUCAAGAAAUACCCCAACUGACUGACCUAAAGUAUGACGAUGUAACUGACACGAGCAUUGACCUGAGGUGGACGCCCCUUAAUUCCUCCAACAUUAUUGGCUACCGAAUCACGGUGGUUGCGGCGGGAGAAUCAGUCCCCAUCUACGAGGAAUUUGUGGGCCCCACAGAUGGGUAUUACAAAGUUUCAGGAUUGGAACCCGGCAUUGACUAUGAGAUCAGCCUGAUAACACUUAUUAAUGGCGGAGAGAGCACCCCGACCACAAUCGUACAGCACACGGCUGUUCCACCCCCAACUAAUUUGCGCUUCACCAACAUUGGCCCUGACAACAUGCGUGUCAUCUGGUCACCUCCAACUUCUAUUGAACUAUCAAGUUAUCUAGUACGGUAUUCUCCUGUGAAGAAGCCAGAUGAUGUGACCGAACUCUCCCUUUCACCAUCUUCCAACAUGGUAGUUCUAUCAAAUUUGCUGCCCUUCACUGAAUAUUUAGUCAGCGUUCACUCUGUUUAUGAAGAGCGAGAGAGUAGUGCCCUCAAUGGCGUAUCCAAAACCCAUUUGGACUCUCCAACUGGCAUUGACUUUUCUGAAAUUACUCCAAAUUCAUUCACUGUGCACUGGAUUGCUCCACGUGCCCCUGUCACUGGGUACAGAAUUAGGUACCAAUUAGAAAGUGGAGCUGGGCGACCCAAGGAGGAGCGGGUACCUCCUUCCCGGACCUCUAUCACCCUCACCCACCUCAUUCCAGGUUCAGAAUACCUUGUCAGUAUCAUUGCAUUCAGUGGUCAACUGGAGAGUUUGCCGCUGUCUGGACAGCAACCCACUGUAUCUGAUGUCCCAACUGACUUAGAAGUGACUUCCUCCAGUCCCAACACACUCACCAUCUCUUGGGAAUCUCCCGCAGUGAGUGUACGUUACUACAGGAUCACCUAUUCCCAGACAGGAGGUCAUGGUCCAGAGAAAGAGUUCACAGUUCCAGGGACAUCCAACACUGCAACCAUCCGAGGCUUAAAUCCAGGAGUUAACUACAUUAUCACUGUUUAUGCAGUGACUGGCCGAGGAGACAGCCCUGCCUCUAGCAAACCACUUACUGUUACUCACAUGACGGAUGUUGACCAGCCAACUGACAUGGCUGUCACAGAUAUCCAGGAUCACAGCAUCCAUGUCAAGUGGUCUCCUCCUCCAGGCCCUGUUACUGGUUAUAGGGUCACUAGUGUCCCAAAAAGUGGCGAAGGAGAGACUUUUUCCCAGGUCGUUUCUCCAGAUCAAACUGAAAUGACAAUUGUGGGUCUACAACCAGCUGUAGAGUAUGUGGUGAGCAUAUACUCACAAGGUGAAAAUGGCGAGAGCGAGCCUUUGGUUGAAACUGCAGUUACAAACAUUGACCAUCCCAAAGGACUGACAUUCACUGAUGUGGGUGUUGAUUCCAUUAGACUUGCUUGGGAGGUCCCAGAUGGGCAGGUCACCCGCUACAGGGUCACCUACUCAAGUACUGAGGAUGGAGUAAAAGAGUUGUUCCCAGCUCUAGAAGGGGAUGAGGACACGGCAGAAUUGCACGGUCUGAGGCCGGGCACAGAAUACACUGUGAGCAUUGUGGCAUUGCACGAUGACAUGGAGAGCAAGCCAUUGAUUGGAAUUCAGAGCACAGCAAUUCCAGCACCAACAAAUCUUCAGUUCUCCCAAGUGACACCAAGUGGCUUUUCUCUUAGCUGGCAUGCCCCCACUAUCCAUCUCACUGGGUACCUUGUACGAGUGAGCCCUAAGGAGAAAACUGGACCGAUGAAGGAAGUUAGACUUUCUCCUGGUGUCACUGCUACAACUAUAAGUGGUCUGAUGGUGGCCACAAAAUAUGAAGUGAAUGUGUUUGCCCUUAAGGAUGCCCUUACAAGUCAGCCACUGCAGGGUUUAAUUUCUACACUUGAUAAUGUAAGUCCACCUCGAAGACCCCGUAUCCAAGAUGUGACUGAGACUACAGUUACACUUUCCUGGCGGACUAAAACUGAGACUAUCACUGGCUUCCAGAUUGAUGCUAUACCUGUAGGUGGUCAGAAUCCUAUCAGACGAACAGUUGAUGCAGAUCUCCGAACAUUUACCAUCACAGGUCUGCAGCCUGGCACAGACUACAAGAUCUAUCUCUAUACCUUAAAUGACAAUGCUCGUAGCUCUCCAGUGACUGUUGAUGUCACCACAGCUGUGGACUCUCCAUCCAACCUGCGUUUCCUGACCACAACUAGCAACUCCCUGCUGUUCACCUGGCAGCCACCUCGCACUCGCAUCACUGGCUAUAUAAUUCGCUAUGAAAAAACUGGAGGACUACUGAAGGAGCACCUCCCACGUCUCCCAGCAGGAGCCACAGAGUCUACUAUUACCAACCUGGAGCCAGGCACAGAAUAUAUUAUCUAUGUUAUUGCUGUAAGAAACAAUAUGAAGAGUGAGCCUCUUGUGGGACGUAAGAGAACAGACGAACUCCCCCGCCUGGUUACACUUCCACAUCCUGGCCAAGGCCCCGAAAUUCUUGAUGUUCCCACUGAUGAAGAGAACACACCCCACAUCACACAAGCCAAGUUGGACAAUGGUAACGGCAUCCAACUUCCAGGCUCUAAUGGACAGAAGCCCAGUUCUGGCAAUGAAGGGCAGCUUAUAGAGGAACAUGGUUUCAGAAGUCCCCUUGCACCCACUACUGCUGUGCCAGUGAGGCCAGGGCAGUUCACCCCUGGGCGCUACCCACAGGAGAGGGUUGCUAUUGAGCUAGACACAGAUUUCCCUGUACAGCAUGGAGAUCAUGAUGGUCCUUACCCUCAUGGCUUAGGACCCCAGCUGAAUGAUUCUGGCGUCCAAGAGGUGGCAUCCCAUACUACAAUUUCAUGGAGACCCGAGUUGGAAACCACUGAAUAUAUCAUCUCCUGCCAUCCUAUUGACCAUGAGGAGGCACCAUUGCAGUUUACAGUUCCUGGAACCUCUUCUAGUGCCACAUUAAAUGGUCUGACUCGGGGAGCCACUUAUAACAUCAUUGUGGAAGCGCAAAAGGGGACUGAUAGACAGAAGGUCUUAGAGAAACUUGUGACUGUUGGCAGUCCUGGUUCUCCUGAGGGAGUUUUACAGCCAGCUGAGGAUACCUGUUAUGACACAUUCAAUGGAGCACACUAUUCUGUGGGACAAGAAUGGGAACGCAUGUCAGAAUCUGGUUUCAGGCUUUGGUGCAAGUGCCUGGGCUACGGGAGUGGACACUUCAAAUGUGACUCAUCCAAAUGGUGCCACGAUAAUGGUGUCAAUCACAGGGUUGGGGAGAAAUGGGACAGACGAGGAGAGAAUGGACAGAUGAUGAGUUGUACCUGUCUCGGCAAUGGAAAAGGAGAAUUUAAGUGUGAACCUCAUGAAGCUACAUGCUACGAUGAAGGGAAGAUGUACAAUGUUGGUGAACAGUGGCAGAAGGAGUAUCUAGGGGCAAUCUGUUCAUGCACAUGCUAUGGAGGACAGCAAGGGUGGAGGUGUGACAAUUGCCGCAGACCAGGUGCUGUAGUUCCUCCCGAUGGCAGUGCUGGCCAUACAGUCUCUCAGUUUACACAGAGAUACCAACAGAACUAUAAUUUGAACUGCCCCAUUGAGUGCUACCUUCCCCUGGGCCUUCAAGCAGAUACACAGCAUCCGCAACAGACCCAGAAGUGAAGAACAUCACAAUACAGCCAUGGCACCACAUGGGCGCACAUGUUCAGUUAAAUGGCACCUUAUUAAAAGAUAAUGUGCCCUUACUAACUGACUGAAGAUACAAAAUACUUCAACCUUCACUGGAAGUAUUUGAAUGCCAUUCAGUAUUCAGUGAUUGUAAUGUUUAUGUUAACUUUGCUUUUAAUUAAGUUUGGAAAAUGGUCCUUUUUUUUAAAUAAAAUAGGUGCUUUUGUUAGUGCCUUUUUUUAAUUUGGAUUAGAAAUUAAAUUUGUAAAAAGGGCACCACUUGUGGCUGGGAGAAAGUGUAAUAGUUAUUUCAGUGCUGGCUGAGCUGGCACCCAUGGACUUUAAAUUCCAGACAAAAACCAAAGGGACCAUUCUGUUUUAUAUUCCUGAAGUGGUGCUGCACCUGCUGCUUCUGACACAAUUUACCAUAUGCACAAUCAUAAUUCCUUUUCCGCACAAUCCUUACUAAUGCCGAACCUUUCUCUACCGUCAGUGUUAUUUAUCAGUGUCUGCUUCUUCAUAUGAUUCCUUCUAUUUUACUACAGAAAAGUGAUUCUAGAGUCUUGAAAGUGAUGGCAGUUGAAUUUGAUGUAAUUAUGGUUGGUGAUUUUAUUGUAUUUUUUUAUACUGUAUGUGCCAAAGCUUUUACUACUGUGGAAAGAUAAUCAUUCUUUUAAUAAAAAGACCUUGAAAAUA
This is a messenger RNA of Xenopus laevis (African clawed frog), 8386 nucleotides long. It is a transcript of the gene fn1.L, whose product is annotated as fibronectin-like. Lineage: Eukaryota; Metazoa; Chordata; Amphibia; Anura; Pipidae. The coding region runs from base 230 to 7684 and encodes 2484 amino acids. The record is from RefSeq and is a predicted model, not a curated record. The transcript is spliced from 45 exons.